AGUGACAAACAGGACACGAAGUGAGAUGUGUACACGUUAAGCUGCGGAUAGAGGUGUGACGUCAGGAUGUAUGCUGCACUUACCUAGCAGAGAAACCCAGAGCUACGCGCUAAGGAAAUACUGUGACAGCUGUUUUAAAAGCCUUCUUUAAAAGAACACGGGACGACGACAACAAAACGUACUGUUACCUAAGUUAUUGUUUGUGUUUGUGUGAGGAAUAGUCAUAAGCGUGAAAACCUACUAAAGAUUAAUAUAUGAUCACGCAAUAUUAUGUGUUAAAAUACCAGCAGACGAUAGGAGAGGAACAGAAUGUCACUUCAGAAGUUUUUUUGUGUUUUUUAAAUUUAUUUAUUGUGGCUAUUGUGUCAAGCAAAAAGUGACUGUGACCCUUGGUUGUGAGUUUAUGUUUGAGAAGAAACCCUUUGCCUCAUAGAUUGUUCUUUCUGAAUUACAGUAAUGGAUCUUUUUAUCAAGACUAUCCCACAGACAGGACCACCCAUGCGACGGACGUUGGUGUGUCACUCGUGGACAAGUUGAAAUGAGAAAUAACCUACACAAACGUCUGCGAGUUUUUAUUUUUUAUUUUUUUACUUUUUUUUUAUGUCUUCUUUUUUUUUAAAUUUAUUUUAUUGUAGGUUUUUUUUAGUAUGACAGAACCUGUUUCAGUUUGCUGCAACUCGCAUCUGCUACAUAUUGUGUCGUCUGCUACAUAUUGUGUCGUCUGCUUCACACCAGGUGACCAACGACAGAGGUCAUGAUGUGUCAUUAGGACUAUUUAUGUAAUGAUGGAUCUCUGUUGAAGAGUGAUCGUCACUUUGCGCUUUUAAUAGCAUAUAUCUCAGUCAAUUUGCAACCAGUGUGAUAUAAUUAAAGUCAGUUUGAUGUGGGAAUGUUCUGAGAAAAAAACAACUCUGUAACUGCGUGACACUUUCCUUCAAAGACGUCCUCGUUUGAGUCAUGGAAGGUGGUAGUCUGCUACCGGGAAGUGAAAAUACUUCCGCUGAAGGGUGCCAUACAACUGAGCAAUCUCGUACUGCACCAACUCACAUAGCAUGUGUGCGUCUGCGACCUAAACCGCUCGGCCACCGAAUGCUAAAUGUUAUUCUGUUGUAACGAGUUUCCCCUGUGUUGUUCAUUCCGUGAUCACAGUGUACAUAUUUAUGAAAGUAGUCCCGCGUAUGACGACACCAGUACUUGCACGUGCUUCCAGCGGACUACCUUUUCUGUGACAAACAAUCCAGUGUGUAAGGUCUUCUUCCGGUGUAUUUGUUUUGGAGUUUCUGCAGCAUUCCUCUUUAUUGGUUUCAAGUACAGAGACCGAUGCCCGCUGGAGCCAGCUAUUCCAGUUUUCCUGUCGGUAGAAGGCGGUGCCCUGACGUUGCUGUGUGUGCUGUGGACGCUGCACGGCCGUCGUGAACCUCAGCCCAGCGCGGACAACUCCCUGGACAGUUGCGGAAUACUCAUCAAAAUACAAAUCAUCUUCCUCGUCUUCUGGACAAUUGCUGGAUCAGUGUGGAUCUACGCCGAACAGGAGAACGCCAACUUGCUCGACCCCGGGGGUACAGACUUCUGUGAGCCGUUUGUGUAUUGGGUCGCCUUUGGAGUGGUUACGUUUCUGUAUGCGACUGUUGUUUUCGCUGCGUGUGUAGCGGCGUGCGUCUGUCUGUGUUCCCACACAAACUCUGUGUGUGUAUAUGUACACCAUACUUGACAGAGCGUGAUGAUAAAAGGCUUCAUGCAAAUA
This is a messenger RNA of Gigantopelta aegis, 1744 nucleotides long. Its product is annotated as transmembrane protein 272-like. Bases 1097 to 1711 code for a protein of 204 amino acids. The transcript has 6 exons. Lineage: Eukaryota; Metazoa; Mollusca; Gastropoda; Neomphalida; Peltospiridae. The record is from RefSeq and is a predicted model, not a curated record.